AUGGUUCAAAUGAAGAAUGCUGCAAGCUUAGUCAAGUUUAUCCUGCCUGCACUUCCUGGAGCCAGGUUUAUCCUGCCUGCACUUCCUGGAGCCAGGUUUAUCCUGCCUGCACUUCAAGGAGUCAGGUUUAUCCUGGCUGCACUUUCAGGAGUCAGGUUUAUCCUGCCUGCACUUUCAGGAGCCAGGUUUAUCCUGUCUGCACUUUCAGGAGCCAGGUUUAUCCUGUCUGCACUUUCAGGAGCCAGGUUUAUCCUGCCUGCACUUUCAGGAGCCAGGUUUAUCCUGCCUGCACUUUCAGGAGCCAGGUUUAUCCUGCCUGCACUUUCAGGAGUCAGGUUUAUCCUGCCUGCACUUUCAGGAGCCAGGUUUAUCCUGUCUGCACUUUCAGGAGCCAGGUUUAUCCUGUCUGCACUUUCAGGAGCCAGGUUUAUCCUGCCUGCACUUCCAGGGGCCAGAUUCAUCGAUAUUCCUCAACUUAAAACUUCAUAUAGGAAAGUGUUACAGAAUUUAAGGACAGUUCCUUAA
This is a messenger RNA of Pecten maximus, 525 nucleotides long. RefSeq lists its product as uncharacterized. The transcript has 2 exons. The record is from RefSeq and is a predicted model, not a curated record. Lineage: Eukaryota; Metazoa; Mollusca; Bivalvia; Pectinida; Pectinidae. Bases 1 to 525 code for a protein of 174 amino acids.